AUGGCCAACAGAUUCCCAGGUGCCGGCGCCGAAGGCACGGUCGAGAUUGACCUCUAUGAGGUGCUCUCCAUCGAAAAGUCGGCCUCGGGCGACGAGAUCAAAAAGGCCUACCGCAAGGCCGCCCUCAAGUUCCACCCCGACAAGGUCCCCGAGGACCAGCGUGAGGCCUCCGAGGUCAAGUUCAAGGAGGUGACGCGCGCCUACGAGAUUCUCGGCGACGAGGAGAAGCGCCGCCUCUACGACACACACGGCAUGGCUGCCUUUGACCCCUCGCGCGGCGGUCCCGGCGGCCCCGGCGGCGCCGACCUCAACGACAUCCUCUCGCAAAUGUUUGGCUUCAACAUGGGUGCCCAGGGCGGCGGCCCCCGCCGCCCCCGCAAGGGACCCGACGAGCAGCAAGAGUACAAGGUCACGCUCGAGGAGCUCUACCGCGGCAAGACGGUCAAGUUUGCCGCCAACAAGCAGGUCCUCUGCAGCGGCUGCAAGGGCACCGGCGGCAAGGACAAGGUCAAGCCCGACCCCUGCGGACGCUGUCGCGGCCAGGGCAUCGUCGAGGGCAUCCGCCAGAUCGGCCCCGGCAUGAUGCGCCGCGAGACCAUGCUCUGCGACGCCUGCCAGGGCGCCGGCAGCAGCUUCAAGGAAAAGGACCGCUGCAAGAAGUGCAAGGGCAAGCGCACCAACCAGGAGAAGAAGGUCCUUGAGCUGUACAUUCCCCGCGGCUCCAGCCAGGGCGAGCACAUCGUCCUCGAGGGCGAGGCCGACCAGUUCCCCGACCAAAUACCUGGAGAUAUCAUCUUUACCCUCGCCGAGGAGCCCCACGGCACCUUUUCCCGUCUCGGCAACGACCUCUCUGCCGAGCUCAAGAUUUCCCUCAGUGAGGCCCUCGGCGGCUUCAACCGCGUCGUGCUCGAGCACCUCGACGGCCGCGGCAUUUCCAUCGAGCGCAAACAGGGUCAGCUUCUGCGUCCCGGUGACUGCCUCCGUGUCCCGGGUGAGGGUAUGCCGUUCAAGCGCGGCGACGCCAGGGGUGACCUCUACCUGCUCGUGGCGGUCGAGUUCCCCAAGGACGACUUCCUCCAGGACGUCGCCUCGUACGAUUCCCUUCUCAAGAUGCUGCCGCCGCCCCUCACUGGUCCCAAGACGGACGAGGUGGACGACGUCGAGUACGAAGACGAUGCCGACAUUGAGACUAUGGGCGAGAACUCCGAAGACCCCCGUGCUCGCGGCGAAUGGCAAGAAGACGGCGCGGAAGACGGCCAGCCGCAGUGCCAGGCCCAGUAA
Molecule: messenger RNA, 1281 nt
Organism: Cordyceps militaris CM01
Lineage: Eukaryota; Fungi; Ascomycota; Sordariomycetes; Hypocreales; Cordycipitaceae
Product: DnaJ domain protein (Mas5), putative
Exons: 3
Coding region: 1-1281 (426 amino acids)
Biological process (GO): protein refolding; response to heat
Cellular component (GO): cytoplasm
Molecular function (GO): ATP binding; Hsp70 protein binding
Source: RefSeq, a predicted model, not a curated record